AUUUUAAGAUUAUAUUAAAAAAUAGUAGAUGUUAUAUUGUAAUCGCUUACGAUUUUAGCAACUCAACUCCUAAAAAAUCAUGCUGUGUCCCGAAGUAUUGAAUUUUCCACCGCCAAAGGUUAUAACGAGUCACAAAACAUAUGCCUGCAUCUGUUGAAGAAGUGUUAUUAGAAGAUAAUGAAUACUACCGAAUUUCCAACUGCUCGCUAACAGAGUUCUUGGAGCCCACAUUCAUUGAAAGUUUUGUAAAGAAUGGUGAUGUUUAUUGUCUAUCCGAUAGAAAUUGUAUAAUACAAAACUGUGCCGCUGUAACUCCAAAUGGCGUUUUAACUCUACAUAUUCUGGAAUUUAUCUAUCAAACCUUAGGAUUAGAAGGAACAAAGCGACCUCAUAACUAUUAUGAAGUCAGCAUAGAUUUAAAAAAAUUAAGACAUACUGAUAAGUUGCGCAAUUCUUUAAAAAAACUAGAAUAUUUUGAUUUUUAUAUAAGUUGGGAGCCGAGGAAUGGAGAUAUUUGUCCAUCUUCAAUAGCAAAAUAUUUCAAUGAUAGAAAUAUAACUGUAACACUAUGCACACUAAAUGUGAAAAAAGUAACACCAACCAUUUGUGAAAUUCCUACUGUACAUGACACAGAUGUAGAGGAGAUGGUGGAAUGGGUUGGUCUGUUAGCACAUAAUGUUGAUUUUUCAGAAACUGAAAACUACAUCAGCACAUAUUCUCCACCUAUAAGUGAGAAUUCUCUAAAAUCAACUCGAAUUUCUGUUCUUAUCGUCAAGGGAUUAUUUACUCCAACAACUAUAGUAAAAGCAUGUAAGAAUCUAUCAGAGUAUGUUGCAUCCAGAGACUUGGAAAACUACUGGACAUCUAUCAGUGUCCAGAGCUGGGAAGACAGUCCGUGGAGAUGGAAUGUGGGGAGUCCAAUGAUGUUUCAAUCGCAUGAUUCAACUUGCAAUAUUUUCUUCACUCACUCUCAAAAUAUAUUGUACUCUGUUGGACAAUUAAAAUAUUCAUAACAAAAUAAUCCUCUACUUGUUACUUCUGUCUAUUAAUUUUAUGGUUGAAGAUAUCAGCCAAAAACUCAUAUUUUGAUGUACUUAGACUAAAUUUGUAAAAAUAAUUUUUUAAUAGAUGCAUAUAGCUAUGAAA
This is a messenger RNA of Plodia interpunctella (Indianmeal moth), 1146 nucleotides long. Its product is annotated as ribonuclease P protein subunit p40-like. Gene Ontology annotation, cellular component: multimeric ribonuclease P complex; ribonuclease MRP complex. Lineage: Eukaryota; Metazoa; Arthropoda; Insecta; Lepidoptera; Pyralidae. Gene Ontology annotation, molecular function: ribonuclease P activity; ribonuclease MRP activity. Gene Ontology annotation, biological process: tRNA 3'-end processing; endonucleolytic cleavage in ITS1 to separate SSU-rRNA from 5.8S rRNA and LSU-rRNA from tricistronic rRNA transcript (SSU-rRNA, 5.8S rRNA, LSU-rRNA); tRNA 5'-leader removal. Bases 141 to 1013 code for a protein of 290 amino acids. The transcript has 2 exons. The record is from RefSeq and is a predicted model, not a curated record.